AUGAGCUCGAUCUCCAGCACAACAGGCACAACAGCCACCACUGCCACGACGACUGUGAGCACCACCAGCGGGACGACCAGCACAAGUGCCACAUCUAUCACGUGGACAUCCAGCACAUCAGGGACGACAGCCACCACUACAACGACGACUGUGAGCACCACCAGCGGGACGACCAGCACAAGUGCCACAUCUAUGAGUUCGAUCUCCAGCACAUCAGGUACAACAGGAACCAUGACUAGGACGACGGUGAGCGCCACCAGCGUCACGACCAGCACAAGUGCCACAGCUACCACUUGGACAUCCAGCACAUCAGGGACGACAGCCACCACUACCAAGACGACUGUGAGCACCACCAGCGAGACAAGCAGCGCAACUGCUACAACUACCAGUUGGACAUCCAGCACAUCAGGGACGACAGCCACCACUACCAAGACGACUGUGAGCACCACCAGUGAGACAAGCAGCGCAACUGAUACAACUAUCAGUUGGACAUCCAGCGCAUCAGGCACAACAGCCACAGCUACCGAGACGACUAUCAGCUUCACCAGCAGGACGAGCAGCACAACCGUCUCGACCAAAAGCGCGACAUCCAGCUCAACAGGCACAACAGCCACCAAUACUAAGACUACGGUAAGCGCCACCAGCGAGAGUAGUACCACAUCAGCCAGCAGCAGCACAAGGACGACUUCCACGGGGGUCGGCGGACGUCCGGUACGACCGUUACAACUGUUACUUCGUCUACCACAACUGUUACCACACCAACAGUGA
This is a messenger RNA of Prorocentrum cordatum, 768 nucleotides long. Lineage: Eukaryota; Dinophyceae; Prorocentrales; Prorocentraceae. The record is from the annotation of a GenBank genome assembly.